Carya illinoinensis is the source of this 1796-nucleotide messenger RNA. RefSeq lists its product as uncharacterized. Lineage: Eukaryota; Viridiplantae; Streptophyta; Magnoliopsida; Fagales; Juglandaceae. The transcript has 2 exons. Bases 403 to 1275 code for a protein of 290 amino acids. The record is from RefSeq and is a predicted model, not a curated record.
CCAAGAGUUACCAUUUGCCUCCGACACAACCAACCAAAGCGGCUUCUCUUUUUAAGAAAAUAUAUAUGCUCCCACAAAGUCACAAUAACCUCGGACGGUUCCCUGUGGUAUAGAAACUCCUCCAAAUGCAUUUUUACUCGGAAGGAAAAAAAUAAAAAAUUUUAAAAAGCUCUUCAAUUGCUGCAGCUGACCCAAUCACACCACUUCCUACGCUUCUUCUGAAUCUUUGCGGAGAAAAGACACCAACCCUCCUGCUUUUUUGCUUGCAAAACCUGAGAAUUGCUGCAUUUUGUUUCUUUUACGGCUUAAAACCAGUUUCUGACUUUGUUUUCCCUGUUGUUUUGCUUGCUUUUCUGGGUUCUUUUGAUUUGUCUGUCGUGUUUUGCUUUGUGAUUUACCUGUAUGGGUCGUUGGAGAAGACAACAAGGUGGAACUCAUCAUAAAGAAACUCAGAGUCAGGGAACACGAUCGCAGAACUGGAAGCCACCUGUGUAUGCUUGGCAGUCAUCUGUGCCUUCCUGGGAAAAGAAGUUCUGCACAUCAAUUGGUUUGGUUCCAUGGCGGAAGCUCCUGGAAACCAAGAAGUGUAUAUAUCUCUAUAAUAAUGUGGUUCAAUGGAAUGACUCUGCUGGUGAAGAAGCAUUUCACAAUGCAAAAAAAAGAUUUUGGGCAGAGAUUAACGGCCUCCCCUGUGACAUACCAUUGCCCGAUCCUGAUAUUUAUAUUGACGAAGUAGAUUGGAACUCCAGCAUUGAUCCUGAAUUGCUGUUGAACUUGGAACAGGAACCCAAGGCUCCUUCUGAGGGAGAUAAAGAUGAGAAGGCUGUGAUUCUUGCGGAUUCCCUCCUCUUGAAUCAGUCAUUUUGUUGCACUGGAUGGGGAGAAGCUGAAGAGGACUUGAGAAAAACCACCGACUUGGCUUGGCAUCCUGGAUAUGGGAACUACAACCAGGCUGUAAAUAACAACAAUGGUUAUUGGGAGCAUAAUUAUGGUCAGAGUAAUAGAGCCAUUGAAGAUAAUGGAUGGGAAACUUAUCAGAAUGAUUCAUGGGGAUGGAAUCAGUGGGAGAAAAAUUACAAUGAGUCAGAAAACAUAGACGGGGGAAGAGCUGGUGGGUGUUGGAGAAUGUGGGACAACAAUAGCAGGAGAGAAGUCUCUGAUCGGUACAUGUCAAGGUAUAAAACCUCAAGGUUUCAUGGAAAUGACCAUCAUCAAAUGGGUCGUGGGCGGAAAGAUGGUAGGGUAAGGAGGAAGGUCAAUCUUGCAUAUGAAUGACCGCUCUAGAUUUAGAAAGGAAAAAAAGGCCUGCCUCGGGGCAGUGGAACCUGAAAUCUUGUUGUUCUGCCAUUAUGGAUUCAGCAUAGCAUGAAAUCCAUGGAGCUAUGAGAAAUAAGUUUUGUAAAUAAGUUUUGUGAAGUCCUCGAGUAUAUAGUAUGUUGUUUACAUGAGUUUGUUAUGUUCUUGGUUAUUUGCAUAAAUAAUAGUAUGUAUGUAAUUGCGCGAUACAUUCUCAGCAAAGUUGAUGAUGUUUGGUUUAAGCUUAGAUUUUUGUAGUUUGGUUGGGAAGUCAAAGCAGAUUUGGAACAUGGCCCGGGAUAUCAGGAGAGAGUGCGUUGUGACCAUGUUUGAUAAACUCAGUUCUCAUAAAAUACUUUGCUGUGUAUGUGACAAUGAGAGUAUCAGUUUGGAGGCUACUGUAUUCUAGGUUGAGAGAAUUUUAAGCUACAAUGGAAGUUGAUUAAGAUUAAUCAGAUUAAUGAAAUAGUAAGUUCUCAUUGUUCCUUCUUUUUCUGUUA